Messenger RNA from Ilex paraguariensis (yerba mate), 567 nucleotides. The record is from the annotation of a GenBank genome assembly. NCBI's taxonomy places the organism in Eukaryota, Viridiplantae, Streptophyta, Magnoliopsida, Aquifoliales, Aquifoliaceae.
AUGGAAUCAUCAAACUCAUACGUCUCUUUAUCAUCUUCUUCUUCAAUUCCACCAGCCAAACCACCCACCGGUUUUCGAUCCUCAUUGCAUUCAGUUCGUAAGCUUUCAGGAAAGCCAAUGAAGCAACCGAUUGCGCCACUGCCACCAACACCGCCAAAAGUCUACAAGGUGGACCCUAUUAACUUCAAGGAAGUCGUUCAGAAGCUCACCGGAGCACCGGAGUUCCAGCCACGGCAUCUCCAUGAGGUGGUGGUGCCACCGCCACUGAAUCUUUCGGCAAGUGCAUCUUCUGACGACCGUGAUAACAUUGGAGCACCUCUGGAGCUCUUUCCAUCUCCCAGUAAAUCUCCGUUGCAGGCAACCUUUCCUGAAUUGACGACCGAAGCACAAGAUGAGGAAAGCUGGAAGUUAUCGGAGAGUUUUGGAGCACCGACUCUGAGUCCAGUCGGGUUCAGUCCGCCGCCAUAUUCUCUUGCAUGGUGGCCCUCCUCCUCCCUUCUUAUGAGUCCUGGAACUCUAUCCUCUACCUCUUUAGAGCGAGGCAGAGUUUAUUUAGGUCUUUCAUGA